AUGGUAAUGGCCCUCGCAUGGGUUCUCACCUCUGUCGGCGUCCUGGUCGCCACCGUCCUGGUUAUCUGGAGGUGGACGAGGCGGGGACUGAACCUCCCGCCAGGUCCCCGGCGGUGGCCGGUGGUGGGGAAUCUCCUCCAGCUGAGUUCCCUCCCCCACAAGGACCUCGCCGCCUAUAGCGCAGCCUACGGCCCGCUGGUCUACCUCCGCUUAGGCGGCGUCGACGCCAUCACCACCGACGACCCGGAGGUCAUCCGCGAGAUCCUCCUCAGGCAGGACGACGCAUUCGCCUCUCGGCCGAGGACCCUCGCCGCCGUCCACCUGGCCUACGGCUGCGGCGACGUGGCGCUGGCGCCGUUGGGCCCGAAGUGGAAGAGGAUGCGGCGGAUCUGCAUGGAGCACCUGCUGACCACUCGACGGCUGGACGCCUUCGCCGGCCACCGGGCGGCGGAGGCACGGCACCUGGUGGCGGAGGUGCGGCGGAGGGCGGCGGCGGGGGAGGCGGUGAACCUGAGAGAGGUGCUGGCGGCGUUCUCGAUGAACAACGUGACGAGGAUGCUACUGGGGAAGCAGCUCUUCGGGGGGGAGUCGGUGGGCGCGGAGGAGGAGGCGCUGGAGUUCAUGGAGAUCACCCACGAGAUGUUCCGGCUGCUGGGGAUGAUCUACCUCGGCGACUACCUGCCGGCUUGGAGGUGGGUCGACCCCUUCGGCUGCGAGAGGAAGAUGAGGGAGGUGGAGAGGAGGAUCGACGACUUCCACUCUAGGAUCAUCGACCAGCACAAGAAGAAGGCCAGAGAGAUGAGCCUGCAAGGAGCAGCGCCCUCCUGUGGGGAGAUGGAUUUUGUCGACGUUCUGCUCUCUCUUCCCGGCGAGGACGGGAAGGACCAUCUCGACGACGUCGAGAUCAAAGCCUUGAUUCAGGUCUGUGCUAGGGUUUCUCUUCUUCUUCUUCGACGAUCUCGACGACGCUCUCUCUUCUUCUUCUACUACUAGGGUUUCUUUUACUUCUUCAAGUGUUUCUUCUUCUUCUAGGGUCUUUUCUUCUUCUCCUUCUGAACAAGGAUUGAACUGAAAAUGGUGGAAGCAGGACAUGAUAGCGGCGGCCACGGACACAUCCUCGGUGACGAACGAGUGGGCGAUGGCAGAGGUCAUCCGCAACCCCCGGGUCCUCCGGAAGGUGCAGGAGGAGCUCGAUGCCGUCGUGGGGAGGGGCAGGCCAGUGGCGGAAACCGACCUCGCCGGCCUGAGCUACCUCCGCUGCGUCGUCCGCGAGACCUUCCGCAUGCACCCUGCGGGGCCCUUCCUCAUUCCCCACGAGUCCACCCGCCCCACGAAGCUCCUCAACUACGACGUCCCCGCCGGAACGAGGGUCUUCAUCAACACCUACGCCCUCGGCAGGAACCCUCGCCUCUGGGAGGACGUCGACGAGUUCCUGCCGGAGCGCCACCUCCCCACCGCGGCGGAUGGCGGCCGCGUGGAAAUCAGCCACGGACCCGACUUCAAGAUACUUCCCUUCAGCGCCGGCAAGCGCAAGUGCCCCGGAGCGCCGCUGGGGGUGGUCUUCGUCCUCAUGGCGCUGGCCACCCUCUUCCAGUGCUUCGACUGGUUCCCCCCCGAGGGGCUUCUCCCGGAGGACAUCGACACGACGGAGGUCUACGGGAUGACGAUGCCCAAGGCUAAGCCGCUGCUGGCCGUUGCCCGCGCUCGUGUAUUCUUCGAUGUCAAUCAAUAA
Messenger RNA from Spirodela intermedia, 1732 nucleotides. The record is from the annotation of a GenBank genome assembly. Lineage: Eukaryota; Viridiplantae; Streptophyta; Magnoliopsida; Alismatales; Araceae.